AUGAAGCUCCACUCGUCAGCCCUUUUCGCGGCCCUCUUGGGUUCUGCCUCUGCGUUGGCCAGCAGCGGAAACAAGGGUCUUCUCUCUAAUGGCGAUGUCACGUUGAGCGCUGAGUGGCAAGCCGCAUACGAGAAAGCUGCCAAAUUCGUCUCCAAACUAAACACCACCGAGAAGAUCAACCUCAUUACCGGCAGCAGCGUCAACACUACAGAUGGCAGCCAGUAUUUUACCGCGCUCCAAUUCUUGGAUGGCUCCAUGGGUCUCCAGGACUAUUACUAUGUAUCAGCCUUCAGUCAGGCAUCGGCAUUGGCUAUGACCUGGGAUAAGGAUGCCAUCUAUGCGCAGUCAAAGGCCAUUGCUACUGAGUUCUAUCUCAAGGGAAUCCAAGUUGUCGAUGGUCCCACUUCCCAACCGCUUGGUCGCACUCCCUGGGGUGGUCGACUUGUUGAGACCUUUGGACCAGACCCCUACUUGAAUGGUAUCGCCACAGGGUUGGGUGCCAAGGCAUACAAGGAUACUGGUGUCAUUGGUGGCAUCAAGCAUUUCAUUCUAAACGAGCAGGAAACCAACCGUACUGGGAGUAUGGGAGGAGGUGGUGGAGGAGGUGGUGGUUCCCCUCCCGGCAUGGGCUCUUCCUCGGGCUCCUCGUCGAGCUCUGCAGCAGCUCAGCCUUCAUCUUCUGCCAGUGCAAUGAGCAUGGGAGGAAUGUCAUCUUCAUCUUCCUCUUCAUCUUCCUCCUCAUCUUCGGGGGCCCCUUACUCGUCCAACGCCGACUCGAAGACCCUUCAUGAGACUUACCUCUGGUCUUUCUAUGAUGCAGUACACUCCGGUGCUGGCGGUGUCAUGUGUGCUAUGACAAAGGUUAACAACACUCUUUCAUGCGAGUCUUCUUCGCUCUUGAUGGACCUCCUAAAAACCGAGCUUGGUUUCCCGGGCUUCGUCUUCCCUGAUACCAAUGGUCAGCAGCACGCCCUGUUAUCGGCAAACAACGGUCUGGACUACGGUUCUUCCAGCCUUUGGAGCACAUCGACCAUCGAAGGUUAUCUGAAGACGAAAAACAUGACUGAAGCCCGUUUGAACGAUAUGGCGGUCCGCAAUCUUAUCGGAUACUAUUACGUUCACCUGGACAAUGGCACCCAGCCUUCGACCGCUGAGAAGAAUGCUUACGUCGAUGUUCGAGGUAACCAUGCUAAGCUGAUCCGCUCCAACGGCGCCAAGUCCCUGGCUCUUCUUAAGAACAAGAACAACGCUCUGCCUCUCAAUAAGCCCCACACUAUGGCUAUCUUUGGUGCCAAUGCCCGUGCCGUCAUUGCUGGUCCCAACCAGGAAUUCAGCGUUCAGGGAUCUGGUCCUACUUAUGAUGGUCACCUUGCUACUGACUCCGGAUCUGGACAGGGAUCGCUGCCCUAUCUCAUUACACCCGAAAUUGCCUUGACAAUCAAGGCGAGUCAGGAGGGAACUAUGCUCCGUUGGGUUGCGAAUGAUACCUACUCUACCUCCAGUGGCUCUUCUCUUGUUGUGAAGGGGUCUGAUACUACUUCUAUCUCGCCGUCUAUCAGCAACUAUGCCGCGGACAUGGAUGUUUGCCUUGUCUUCAUCAACGCACUUGCGGGUGAAGGUGCUGACCGAACCGAGCUGUACAACGAUGACCAGGACUCUUUGGUCAACGAAGUUGCCGACAACUGCGCGAAUACCGUGGUGGUUAUUAACACUGUUGGUGCCCGUCUUGUCGAUCAGUGGAUCGAGCAUGACAACGUGACUGCCCUUGUGUAUGGUAGUUUGUUAGGCCAGGAGUCUGGAAACUCGAUCAUUGACGUUCUCUACGGCGACGUCAACCCCAGCGGAAGAUUGAUCUACACCAUUGCCAAGAAUGAAUCCGAUUAUAACGUCGGAAUCUGCGAGACUCACAACUGCAACUUUACCGAGGGUAACUUCAUCGACUACCGCUACUUCGAUGCCUACAAUGUUACUCCGCGCUACGAGUUCGGAUACGGUCUUUCCUACACCAACUUCACCUACGCCGAUCUCAAGAUCGAUUCGCCCAAGCUUCAAGUUUCGCAAUAUCCUACCGGCAAGCUCUCUGUCGGCGGAUACGAGGAUUUGUGGAAUGUGGUUUCUAAGAUCAGCGCCACUGUCCACAAUACUGGAUCCAUUGAUGGUGCCGAUGUGCCGCAGCUGUACAUCAGCUACCCCAAGGCCGCCAAGCAGCCCCUGCGUCAAUUGCGUGGGUUUGAGAAUAUCGACCUCAAAUCUGGACACAAGGCCGAUGUAGAGUUUGAGCUUCGCCGUCGCGAUAUUUCUUACUGGGACGUCAAAGCACAGCAGUGGGCUAUCGCUCCUGGCACUUACAAGGUUUACCUCGGUGCCAGCUCGAGGGAUCUGAAGCUCCACGAUACCUUCAAUGUGGAGAUCAAGGACAACGCUUAG
Molecule: messenger RNA, 2427 nt
Organism: Penicillium manginii
Lineage: Eukaryota; Fungi; Ascomycota; Eurotiomycetes; Eurotiales; Aspergillaceae
Product: glycoside hydrolase family 3 protein
Exons: 3
Coding region: 1-2427 (808 amino acids)
Biological process (GO): glucan catabolic process
Molecular function (GO): beta-glucosidase activity
Source: RefSeq, a predicted model, not a curated record